Molecule: messenger RNA, 234 nt
Organism: Colletotrichum lupini
Lineage: Eukaryota; Fungi; Ascomycota; Sordariomycetes; Glomerellales; Glomerellaceae
Exons: 2
Coding region: 1-234 (77 amino acids)
Source: RefSeq, a predicted model, not a curated record
AUGGUAGCUUCUAAGAUCAAAACACUACAGGCUGAAGUCACGAUCCAACCGCCUCCAGCCAUAUCAAAUGAGGAGGAACGUAUGAGGAAGGCGUGCGCUAGGCGCCCCAAGCUCCAAGCUGGGAACGCCACGCUCAUAUCCUCUUCUACGGUCUCACCUCAGCCGCAGAGGCCCAGCCCCACGGCACCCUCACCUAGCGUGACCACUACCUGGAGCCUGGAACGCAGCGUGUAA